Aspergillus terreus NIH2624 is the source of this 879-nucleotide messenger RNA. Its product is annotated as oxidase ustYa family protein. The transcript has 4 exons. Lineage: Eukaryota; Fungi; Ascomycota; Eurotiomycetes; Eurotiales; Aspergillaceae. Gene Ontology annotation, biological process: mycotoxin biosynthetic process. The coding region runs from base 1 to 879 and encodes 292 amino acids. The record is from RefSeq and is a predicted model, not a curated record.
AUGCAAAUGGCCACCGACGGCAGAGAAGAAUCAAAAUAUGCUCUACUCAACUCCGAUUCUGAGGAGCGUUUCCAAAAUCCCUAUGCUCGCCAUCGAAGAUACUUUCGUCUAUCCGAGUGCGCCUUUGUGACCGCCAAUCUUGUCUUAUUCGUGGUAUCCCUGGUGACACUACUACGCGCCGGCUCCGUCACAGAAAGCCGGCCGAUGACCGCGAAUGCAAUCUUCAAAGACGUUAAUGCCUACUCACCGAUUCUCGCUCGGUUGGAGCUCCCGCUACACAACUAUACGGUAGAUGGCCACCUAUUUGACGUAACGCACAACCUUCUGCGGCAAGAGCCCAACCCCGAAUCCAACGCCGAAUGGGAUCGGAUCGCACAGCUCGGGCCGAUGGUGAUGAGCAGGGAAGAAGUGAUCAAGAUGAACAAGGAUCCAGAGAAGGUAGUUAAGCUUCCGGAGGAUUGGGGAUACGGCGACGACGCCUAUAUAUGGCAGACGGAAAUGCAGCACAACAUCCAUUGCCUGAACUUUGUCCGCCAAUAUGCGUACUUUGAUCACUUCUACGGCAAGAAAUACAAGCGGUUUGAAGACACCCCAAAGCUUGACCGGAUCCAUCUGUCCCAUUGCCUCUACGUCCUCGUGCAAGACCUCCGUUGCCAGCCUUCGUAUAAUGCACUGACAUUCAACUGGAUGGACGGGUGGCAUACCCCUGCGACGGACUUUACGCCCGAGCGUCAGUGCAUAUUCCACGAGCAGUGGCUGCAAUGGCAGAAUGAGAACAGAGUCAAUUACACCGACAAGCGACUUCCCAGACCAACUGACCCGAGACAUAUUUCCCAUGGGCCACCGGGAAUGGAGCAGCUCUGGGAGGAUGAACUCUGA